AACGAAACAUUUACAUUGCAUGAUAUAAAAUCAACGAUCAAUCCAAUUCAGAAUACAUUUAUUUCAUAAGUGCAGUUAAAAAAGAACUAUAAAGUUUUCGUCAUCGAUUGUCUCAUAUCAUGAUAGUCAUGAUAUGUCAUGAUAUCAUGAUGAGAUAUCAUGAUAGUCAUAAAAAUCUGGGCAGCGUAUCCUUUCGUGUCAGAUCAUUAUUCGAAGCUGUUUCUAUCCUCCAUAUUGCUGACCCGAGAUAGCCGCAAGGCGCGAGAGCGUCGUCGUCGCGUGGAUCAUCGGCUGGGAAUCCCGAAACGGAAGACAGAAGGGAGAAAAUUAUUGCGGGGUCGAGGAGUCCGAGAAGAGUCGAGGGCAUGGCUGAAGAGGACGCGACUCGAGGAGCAGCAACAGGUGGAGGAGGGAAGGCGACGAGGGGUUCGCGGCGCGUGAGCCACACCGGGUGGAGGGAAAGCCUUUGUCGAAAAGAGAUAAGCGAGGGCCCGCGAGGUAAGGUGCGAGCGGGAUGGCGCUACGAGUUGUCGACGGGCACAAGUCCGAGUCUCUGGUCCGAGUCCCCCUCGCUUCAGUCUCGCGUCAGAACUCGGCUCGAAAGUCGCGGAAGACGGUAUCGGCGAUCGAUCGGUCGGUUGCUCGCUUGGCUGGCUGACCGACUGGCUGGCUGCAGCUCGAGCAGUUCGCGAUCAGUCGUCAGUCUCGUUCGUUCAUUCAUUCAUCGUCUUCGUCGACUAAUAAGCAUCGCGAAAAACCUCUCCUCUCAGAGGGUGCAUCUGGUGUCGUCCGCGUGGUCAGUGCGUGAGCGAGAUAACGUUGGGAUUAGGGAUCGUGGGGAGUCGUGCCAACUGCGAAACCCCGAUGCUGCCGGUCGCCAGCUCUCACCGUCUCUCGACUGCGCCGACCUCCGACCGAAAUCACCAGUGAAUUCGGCGGACCUCGACGCGAGCACAGAGACCUUGAGGCGGAUAACACCGCGGGCUUACAAAAGCGACGGAGCUGCGGACGCCGAAGGUCUCACGAACGCGAACACGAUGCAAAGCAACGCGGACAGCAACGUGGACCUGACGAUGGUGACGUCGAGCACCGUCCUGGCGACGCCAGGGCUGAACAACCCCUCGUGGAAUCGUCAGCAGGCGGUCAGCGUCAGGCACGCCUUCAAGAUCUACGGCAGCACCAAAAAUCCGAACCACGUCAUACAGAAUCUCAGCAUGACGGUUGCCAAGGGCUCGAUAUACGGGUUGUUGGGCGCCAGCGGAUGCGGCAAGACCACGCUAUUGUCCUGCAUCGUCGGCCGAAGGAGAUUAAAUUCAGGCGAGAUCUGGGUGUUGGGUGGCAAACCCGGGACGAAGGGCUCCGGCGUGCCGGGCAAAAGGGUCGGCUACAUGCCGCAGGAGAUUGCUCUUUACGGCGAGUUCACCAUUCGCGAGACCAUGAUGUACUUCGGCUGGAUAUUCGGAAUGUGCACGGCCGAGAUUGUAGAGAGGCUGCGCUUCUUGCUACAAUUUCUCGACCUGCCUUCGCAGAAUCGCUUGGUGAAGAAUCUCAGUGGCGGUCAACAGAGACGAGUGUCUUUCGCAGUGGCCCUCAUGCACGACCCAGAACUCCUGAUUCUGGACGAGCCAACCGUGGGCGUAGAUCCAUUAUUAAGACAAAGCAUAUGGAACCACCUGGUUCAAAUCACCAAAGACGGCAACAAGACGGUCAUCAUAACCACACAUUACAUUGAGGAGGCCCGACAAGCGCACACGAUCGGCUUGAUGAGGAGCGGCCGAUUGUUGGCCGAGGAGGCACCUAGGACUCUCUUAUCAAUGUACAACUGCGCCUCCCUCGAAGAGGUCUUCCUGAAGCUGUCCAGAAAGCAAGGACAAUACGCGCAACCACCAACGGAGUUGAACAUCUCGAAUAAUAUCAGCCUGGCUUCCUUAAACUGGGGCAAGAAAGACGAGCCGGUGUACGUGACGGAGGAGUCCGGUGUUGUCGGUCUCAACUUCCAUCAAAGCAAAGAGGUCCUGAUCUAUGACUCCACCAACGGAAUAGCCAAUCAUUACGAUAUAAAUGGCAAACCGCUAACGGGUGCGAAAGCAGGAUCCGUCUUAGAGUGCGACGAUUGCGGCGACUUCACGGACUGUUAUAAGAUUACCAGCUGGGGCAAGAUUAAAGCACUUCUGCAGAAGAAUUUUCUACGUAUGUGGAGGAACAUCGGUGUAAUGCUGUUCAUCUUCGCCUUGCCGGUGAUGCAAGUGAUCCUCUUCUGUCUGGCGAUUGGACGAGAUCCCACGGGAUUGAAGCUGGCCAUAGUAAAUGACGAGAUGUUCUACGAGAACAUGACUUGUCCCACCUCAGAAAACUGCACCUUCAGCUAUCUUAGUUGUCGGUAUCUCAAGUUCCUGGAUAACGAAACGAUGAUAAAGACGUAUUACCCGGAUCCAGACUCGGCGAUGGAAGCUGUACGUAGAGGGGAAGUUUGGGGGACUUUAUACUUCACGGAGAACUUCACGGACGCGCUCGUAGCUAGAAUGGCCUUAGGAAGGGACUCCGACGACGAGACUCUCGAUCAAAGCGAGAUCAGAGUCUGGUUGGACAUGUCCAAUCAGCAAAUAGGCCUAAUGCUGGCGAGAAAUCUCCAGUAUUCAUACAGGGAUUUCGCUAAGGACCUGUUGUCGUCCUGCGACCAAAAUACGAAAUUAGCCGAUGUACCGAUUCAAUUUAAGGAGCCUAUUUACGGUACCAACGAGCCUAGCUUUACGGACUUCGUAGCACCGGGUGUGAUAUUGACUAUCGUCUUCUUCUUGGCGGUCGCGCUGACGUCAUCUGCUCUAAUUAUCGAGAGAAUGGAAGGCUUGCUGGACCGAAGCUGGGUGGCAGGUGUAUCGCCCGGUGAGAUCCUGUUCUCCCAUGUGGUCACGCAAUUCGUGGUGAUGUGUGGUCAAACCGCUCUCGUAUUGAUCUUCAUGAUCCUAGUGUUCGGAGUCGAAUGCAAGGGCGAUAUUGGAUGGGUCAUCAUACUAACAAUACUCCAGGGACUGUGCGGCAUGUGUUUCGGAUUCGUGAUUUCAGCGAUUUGCGAACUCGAAAGGAAUGCCAUCCAACUGGCCCUGGGCAGUUUUUACCCUACUCUUCUUCUCAGCGGUGUAAUCUGGCCGGUGGAGGGCAUGCCAAUAUUCCUGCGAUACAUAUCGCAAGGCUUGCCGCUGACGAUGGCGACCACCGCUCUGCGGUCCAUGCUGACCCGCGGCUGGAGUAUCACGGAGCCGAACGUCUACAACGGCUACAUCUCCACCAUCAUUUGGAUCGUCGUGUUUCUCACGAUAAGUUUACUGGUGCUGAGAUUCAAACGCGGAUAAGCCACGUCGUUCCACGACAGUCCGGACUCAUCUCAGUGUACAGUGCCUUGCGAACGUUACCGCGAAUGGAAAGAGUGCUGACGGGAGAAUGCUGAAUCAGGAUCAGAAGAGGAUGAAUCGGGUCGGGUCCGUGAAAACGCGUGACGAAGAGCCGAACAGGAUCGUCGAUGGAAUAGCUGGCGACGAAGCUCGUGCUGUCAGCUGAGACCAUGAUAAUCCUCUUGUAGAUGUCUUCUACAUCCAUCUGUAUUAUAGACACGUCCGUGAAGAAGCUCUACUGCUUAGGAGGAGAUCUUCCUGUCGCUCAAGAGAGGAAGUCGUCUAACAACCAGAGAAGGACUCUCCUCACUUGGGCACAGUCUUGAUUCUGGUCCUGGUCCUGGUCUUAGUGCAGAUGCUAAAAGAAUCUUCUCCAACUGCCGUGAUUUUUCACUUGACGGCCAGCUGGUCGUUCGAGACGUCCCCGGAUUCUCGUCGGUAGAUCGGCUUCGCUCUAAGAUGUCGAUAUAUCGUCGAUACGAUCUCGCAGCAUUCUCCACGAAUGGACCUCUGAUAUGUGAUGCUCUUGUGCGAUUAAUAUGCUUGUAAAGCUUGUAUGUGUGUAUAUGUGUAUGUAUGUACGUAUAUGUGUAUGUACGCGCGCAAUGAGAACUCGAGUAAGUGCGAUGAUGGUGUACGCGAGUCGCGUAGACUGUGGCGUUUGUCUCGCGCGCGAGUGCAUCUCUUUAUAGAGAUCUAUUCUAACUCGGCAUCCGCUAAAACAGCGCGAACGCGGUCGAGGAUUCGGGCCGUCAGGAUUUUCCGCGACAUGAGGCAAUCUUCUCGUGGGGAAGUAGAACAAAGAGCCGCGAGUUCUUUUCUCAGCAAUUCAAUUUUUUCAAGAUUGUGAGAAGAGAACUAAAUGCAGAAUUUGAACAUUCCACACGACGUCUCAAAUGAGCAAAAUUUUGCCCCGCGUUAAAUUUUACUCAUGCCUGAGUGUUCUUUUCUUUCUCUUCUGAGGAGUCACCAUACUGAGAAAAGAACUACUUGGAAAUUUACUUGUGAGAUAUAAAAUUUAUUUAUGCGAGAAUAGACUUUAUAUCCCACAAAUAAAUUUUCAAGUCCUUUUUUUUUUCUUAGUACAUCUUCCGAAAAUGCAUUAUCGUCACACGCUGAGAAGGAAAUAUUUGAAAAUUUAUUUGUGGGAUGUAAAAGUUAUUUCUGUGAAUAAAUUUCAAAUCUCACAAUUUUCAAAUACUCCUUCCUCAAUGCAACUUCAUUGAAGUGGAAACGCGCUGUGCACGCUACGCUACCGGAAGAUAGCGUUCUAUUCCUCUCUUUCUCUACUUCUGUUGUAAUUGUUUAUCCGCCUGCGAAUAGAAUUGCACGUUCGCAAUUGCGGAUCGCACCGCGGAUAGUGGAAUGAUAGUGUAAUCAUUGGACCGCGCGGCACUCUCUCAAAAUCAUGAGCUGAGGAUAUCAGGGGCCAGCUGUCUUGCAAUGAGAAGAAACUAUCUCAUCGCAUGUAUUUGCGUCCAUCUGUGUCCGCAGCGAAUCAAGCGUAAUCAUUGUCGUAAUCUCCUCACUGACGAUUGUGAUCGCCUGUGACGACGAACGCCUCUACGAAGCCAGUUGAAAAUUUGGCGUGGUGGGGGGCCUGGUAAAAAAAAAAGAACAGUCGUCCCGGUCUUUUUCUAUAGCGGGAUCAUAGCUAGUAAGUUUCCAAGAUGAUAGCGGGUUAUACCGUAGCGCAAUUUUACUUGCCCAUGACUUAAGCGUACAUUCUAUUUAACUAGUUAACGAUCGGAAGUAGGAGCGAAGGGCGACGAUCGGGUGGACACGACGCGUGUCCCCGGCCGCCCUUCGGUUAAAUAUUAUACAUAUAUGGAACAAAAAAAAGGAUGCGUUUUAUCUACCGUAUAUUUUAUACACAAGUACGAUGAUUUCUAACUGAGAGCGCAGUGCCGAACGACACGUCAGCGUCGCGUCUCGCUCGGUGAACUUAGGACGUUCGCACGAAAAAUGUGCAAUGAUGUGCAAUAAUGAAACAAAAAUAGGGAAUUCGAUACAUUGCAGGCGAAGGAAGGUCGUGAGAUGCGUGGCGUUUUGCAAGAUAUGAUCAGGAAAAGGAUUCUCGCAGCAACUUAUGCAUUAUACAACAGCAUGUACAAAAUUUCAUCAGUUACAUCUUAUAACACGCGGCUUGCGAACCGUUAUAUGUGUGUGAAUCUAUGUUCAUUUGUCGUAAAAAAAUUGUAAAAUUGCACGCUAUCGAGCGUUCACCAAUACACAAACAAUGACGUUUUCAGGAGACGAUGCGUCGAUCAGAAGGUAUCGGAGCAGGAAGCUUGACAACGUGUGUAAAAAUGUGUAUAUUUUAUUUUACUUAUAUAAAGAUGGGACUCAAAAAUUUUCGUA
Molecule: messenger RNA, 5750 nt
Organism: Odontomachus brunneus
Lineage: Eukaryota; Metazoa; Arthropoda; Insecta; Hymenoptera; Formicidae
Gene: snu
Product: ABC transporter G family member 23
Exons: 14
Coding region: 366-3350 (994 amino acids)
Cellular component (GO): membrane
Molecular function (GO): ABC-type transporter activity; ATP hydrolysis activity; ATP binding
Source: RefSeq, a predicted model, not a curated record